Trematosphaeria pertusa is the source of this 1010-nucleotide messenger RNA. Its product is annotated as OSCP-domain-containing protein. Bases 15 to 713 code for a protein of 232 amino acids. The transcript has 3 exons. Gene Ontology annotation, biological process: proton motive force-driven mitochondrial ATP synthesis. Gene Ontology annotation, cellular component: membrane. The record is from RefSeq and is a predicted model, not a curated record. Gene Ontology annotation, molecular function: proton-transporting ATP synthase activity, rotational mechanism. Lineage: Eukaryota; Fungi; Ascomycota; Dothideomycetes; Pleosporales; Trematosphaeriaceae.
CCUCUCCUCCCAAAAUGUACACCAGCCGGGCCCUCAGCACCGCUCUCCGAGCCGGUGCGCCUCGCGCCCCAAUUGCCACCCGCGUUGCCUUAACCCGGAGCUAUGCCGCCGCCGCUGCACCGAGCAGCUCGUCGACGAAGCCGCCCGUUGCCCUGUUUGGCGUCGAUGGGACAUACGCCAGUGCUCUUUACACCGCAGCCGCGAAAACCUCCGCUCUCGAGCCGACCGCCAAAUCCCUCGAAGCGCUCGCCGGCGUCUUCAAGAGAGAUGCUAAGCUGGCUAGUGUGCUCAGCGCGCCUACCCUCUCGGUCUCGGAUAAGCAGCAGAUCGUCGCGGAGCUGCAGAAGCACCUCGGCGGCCAGGACAAGGAGGGCAUCGUGAAGAAUUUCCUCGAGACGCUUGCGGCGAACAACCGGCUAGGUGUGCUAGAGGGGGUGGUGGAGAAGUUUGGUACUUUGAUGGGCGCGUACAGGGGUGAGGUUGAAUUGACAGUUACGAGUGCUGCGCCCCUCGAUAACCGCACCCUCAGCCGUCUUGAAUCCGCCGUCAGCAAGUCUCAAUACGUUGGCCAGGGAAAGAAACUCAAGGUUGUACCCAAGGUCAACCCCGAUAUCCGCGGCGGACUUAUUGUCGAAAUCGGCGACAGGACCAUCGAUCUCUCCGUCUCCGCUAGGAUGGCUAAGAUGAACAAGCUGCUCAAGGACACUCUGUAAAUAUAGCAAUGUCAUAGACUGAGGAGCAUGGGGCAUCGGAUGUCAUUGACAGGAUUGUGUAUUCUAGUUAGAGGAAAUGCGACUAUCGAUCUACUUUGUUCCCCUUCACAGCUCGCUGGCUGUUGAACUUAGACCGUUCGUCGCAGCACAGAUAUCACGGCUCUAGGUUUGAGCUUUGGACAGCUGAUCCUGAAGAUCUACGAGAGAUUGAACGAGCGUGACUGUGUUUUUGCUUCCAGUCGGGUUGUUACGCCGAUUGCUGAUGUGUACCGGUACAUGAGUCUGGGGACUCGGGGU